Engraulis encrasicolus (European anchovy) is the source of this 1153-nucleotide messenger RNA. It is a transcript of the gene hsd17b8, whose product is annotated as hydroxysteroid (17-beta) dehydrogenase 8. The record is from RefSeq and is a predicted model, not a curated record. Gene Ontology annotation, molecular function: oxidoreductase activity, acting on the CH-OH group of donors, NAD or NADP as acceptor. Lineage: Eukaryota; Metazoa; Chordata; Actinopteri; Clupeiformes; Engraulidae. The transcript is spliced from 9 exons. Bases 35 to 811 code for a protein of 258 amino acids.
GAUAUGUAGUCUUCUCUUGUUCUGCAAAACUGUCAUGGCGAUACCCGUGCGCCCACGACUUAUAUCAAGGUUAGCAGUGGUUACAGGAGGGGGCAGUGGCAUUGGCCGUGCGGUUUGUCAACGCCUCGCUGCAGAGGGGGCCUCGCUUGUGGUGGCCGACCAGGCCGUGGAGUCAGCCAAUCAGACCCUGGAGAGCCUGUCACAUGACCAUAGAGGACAGGAGCACAUGGUGGCAGAGGUGGACGUGUCCAACAGGAGCAGCGUAGAGAACCUGGUGCACAGUAUACAUCGUCGCUACUUCCAGCCCCCAUCGGUGUGUGUGAACGCGGCUGGCAUUACUCAGGAUGAGUUCCUGAUGAAGAUGGAGGAAGAGGACUUUGACAAGGUCAUCCGCGUCAACCUCAAGGGCACCUUCCUGGUCACUCAGGCCGUCUCCAAAGCGAUGGUUGCCGCAGGAGUUCCAAAGGGCUCCAUAGUCACCGUGGGCAGCAUCGUGGGCAAGGUGGGCAACAUUGGGCAGGUCAACUACGUGGCGUCCAAAGCUGGUGUGCAGGGAAUCACCAGGACAGCUGCCAAGGAGCUCAGCAGAUUUGGCAUCCGGUGUAACUGCGUGCUGCCAGGAUUCAUCACAACGCCCAUGACAGAGAAAGUGCCAGAAAAAGUCAUCAGCAAAAUGGUUGCUUUUGUACCUUUGGGACGGAUGGGUGAUCCCACAGAGGUAGCUGACGUGUGUGCCUUCCUGGCUUCGGACGAUAGCAGCUACGUCACUGGGAGCUGUAUAGAAGUCACAGGUGGUCUAUUCAUUGGUUGACACAGUGCACAUGUGAGGGAUGACUUUGCCACCACUGGCCUUAAUGCUUUAUGAUCUGUAUGUACAUAAUUGUAAUCAAAGAGAAGCGGGCACACCUUGCAUCAAACUGUUUUCUUUAUUUUGUGCAGACGCAUUUUGGAUUUUGGCGUGUGCCUCCUCAGUGUGCAACCAUGCGCAUCUUCUCUUUGAUUCUUGGUCUAUUUUAUUUGGGCCAGCACCCUCAAAAUGAAUCAAGAAACCUGGGUGAAGCAUUUUCCCUGCCAUACUUGUGUACAUAAUUGUUCAAUGAUUUGUACUAUAUAAAUGUAUAUAUGCUUGCCCAAUUAAAUCGAUUACAUUUUC